AUGAUUGUCAGUCGCUUCCCUCAAUUUCCACAUUACGAGAUAUCUAUCGCGCUGUAUGAGGAUGUGACCAAUGUGGAGGAACUUAGAGCAAAAGCCAAUUCGUCAUUGCCGUUUGCACUGAUCAAUGCCUCCCUGGUUUUCAGUGUCGAGCAGUUGUACUCAGCUGUAUACCGAGUAUUAAUAGAGCAUACAUAUAACAAGAUACAGACAGCGUCGUUCAGCUCUGAAUGUCUCUUGCGGUUGUCAGCGUCAACAAAAGUCUCUGAAAGUCAGAAGUUUGGCUUGAAAUAUCCAUCAAAUAGAAUAAUUUGCGUCAAUAUAGAAGAGACAACCGAUGACUCGAUAGAGAGACCUGAUGAGACUAUUUUCGAGCUUGUCAAAGGUAAAUCUGCCGUUUUGGAGGAUGAGAAUCUCUCAAAAAAAUGUGAUGCAGAUACUUUAAGGAAGAUAUACAAAUUAGAUCAAACCUUCCAACCCGAGCGCCCUGAUGAAUUUUCAAGAGCUCUAGUCAAUGCUAUUCAAUUAAGAGGUUUGUAG
This is a messenger RNA of Zygotorulaspora mrakii, 537 nucleotides long. It is a transcript of the gene CGI121, whose product is annotated as Cgi121p. Gene Ontology annotation, cellular component: nucleus; EKC/KEOPS complex; cytosol. The record is from RefSeq and is a predicted model, not a curated record. Gene Ontology annotation, biological process: telomere maintenance via recombination; tRNA threonylcarbamoyladenosine modification. The coding region runs from base 1 to 537 and encodes 178 amino acids. The transcript has 2 exons. Lineage: Eukaryota; Fungi; Ascomycota; Saccharomycetes; Saccharomycetales; Saccharomycetaceae.